Molecule: messenger RNA, 3938 nt
Organism: Culicoides brevitarsis
Lineage: Eukaryota; Metazoa; Arthropoda; Insecta; Diptera; Ceratopogonidae
Gene: Ca-Ma2d
Product: voltage-dependent calcium channel subunit alpha-2/delta-3
Exons: 14
Coding region: 162-3770 (1202 amino acids)
Cellular component (GO): voltage-gated calcium channel complex
Molecular function (GO): voltage-gated calcium channel activity
Source: RefSeq, a predicted model, not a curated record
AGUGGACAGAAAGAAUUUUUCACACGGAAAUUGAAUGAAAAAAUAUAUGUCGUAAAUCAGUGCGAUAAUUCGUUCAAGUGAGCUUCAAGUGUUCAAGAAAAUGCAAAAAUUAUUAUUUUUUUUAGAUUAACGCGUAAAAAUUAAAUUUAUUCACACAAAAUAUGAAACAGUCCAAAAUGGUGGCCAUUGGCUUAGUUUUUUUCCUUUUUUGGUUAAAAUUACUAAAAUGUGGCGUUAACAGUUCAAUGGAAGGUGAAAUGAUGAGCAUUUGGGCUGAAAAGUUCGGCGAUGAGCUAUGGGAUUUGGCAGAAAAAAUGACCAAAGCACAAGAGAUUCAAAAGAAAUAUAAGCAAUUGAACGCUCGUGUCGAAAAGAAAGACGGUGAACAGUUACUUGCUGAUAUUGCUGAAAACGUUGGACGUAUGUUGCAGCGAAAAAUGGACUCGAUUAGGUGUGUAGUGCAAGAAGCGGAGAACCUUGCUGAACAAUUUGAAGCCAACGAGACAUUUUCGGAAAAUUUCAGCUAUUACUCCAGCAAAUAUUCGCCAAUACACGAUAUCGAUGAGACACCAGAUUUGCCAGAUGGCGUAUCUCAGAACAAUAAAACUUAUAAAACUAUGUACUUCUAUCAGGACACUCACUUUUUCAAUAAAUCCGUGAACACGUCACAUAGCUCAGUGCAAGUACCAUCUAAUGUCUACGACCGUGGAUUCAAAACGCUUAGUGCCAUUCAAUGGUCAGAGCAGCUUGACCAAAUCUUUAUACAAAAUUACAAUUCAGAUCCAGCGUUAUCAUGGCAAUAUUUCGGAUCAGAUACGGGAUUCCUCAGGCAUUAUCCAGCUAUGUCUUGGAAAAGGGGUCCAAAAGAGGUCGACAUUUACGAUUGUCGAAAGAGGUCAUGGUAUAUUGAGACCGCUACAUGCUCCAAAGAUGUUGUUAUUUUACUGGAUAAUUCUGGAAGCAUGACUGGCUAUCGUAAUUACAUUGCUCAGUUAACGAUUAAAAAUCUUCUCGAUACUUUUUCAAACAAUGAUUUUGUUAAUAUAUUCAAUUUUUCAUCGGAAGUUAGCCAAAUUGUGCCGUGCUUUGGGGAAAAACUAGUGCAGGCAACACCUGAAAACAUCAAAGUUUUUAAUGAGGCAGUGCGAGAAAUUGAUCCAGAAGGACAUGCCAAUGUAGGAAAAGCUCUUACAUUCGCUUUUGAACUCUUAGCCAAAUACCGUAAAAUUCGAAACUGCCACGCUCAAGGAUGCAAUCAAGCUAUUAUGUUAAUCACGGAUGGCAUCCCCUCGAACAUGACUCAAAUUUUUGAUGAAUACAACAAUUUCGAAAAUGGAACCCGAAAGCCUGUACGAAUGUUUACAUAUUUGCUGGGAAAAGAAGUGACAAAAGUAAGAGAAAUACAGUGGAUGGCAUGUCUUAAUCGAGGCUUUUAUUCUCAUAUUCAAUCUUUGGACCAAGUAUCGGAAGAAGUUUUGAAGUACGUUAGUGUAAUUGCGAUGCCCUUAGUCUUGCAGCAAGAAAAACAUCCGCCUACUUGGACACAUGCUUUCUUAGAUCCUAAUUGGAGUCCGGAUGACGACUCAUCGACGCAAGAUCCGCCGCGAUUGAUGAUUGCUGUUGGUGCUCCUGCUUUUGAUCGGAAGCUCAUGAAUGAUAACGACACAAAGGCCGCCAGAUUACUUGGUGUUGCUGGCACAGAUAUUGCUGUAGAGGACUUAGAUCGUCUAACGUUGCCCUACAAGUUAGGAGUAAAUGCAUAUUCGUUUAUCAUCAGCAACAAUGGCUACGUACUUUUACAUCCAGAAUUGAAGCCUGUUUACAAAGAGCAUUUGAAGGAAAAUUACAAUAGCAUUGAUUUAGUUGAAAUCGAACAAUAUAAUGACGAUAACCACACAGCUCGCAAUCCUCAUCCAAAUAUUUUGAAUUUGCGACAAAGAAUGAUUGACUUUGAAACCGGAAAGCUUUUGAACGUACCAGUACGUUUUCAUUACGAUAAUAUGCGUCGAAUAUCACAGGAACGUCAAGAUUAUUACUUUGCACCGUUACCAAAUACGCCAUUCUCCCUGGCAAUUGCUUUGCCUUCCGAUUACGGAAGUACUUGGAUAAAAGUUGGUGAUGAAGUUAAGAGGAAUCAACACAUGGGCAUCAAUGUGUCAGACUUUUUUGUGGGAGAAAAUUGGAAAAUACAUCCAGAUUGGGUUUAUUGCAAGUAUCAUUAUUUGGAGGGACAUGAAUUCAAAACACCCGAAGAUGAAUUAAGGCACUUCUUAACUAAAUUAGGUGACCCAAACUGGUACUGGGCCGAUCAAUAUGCCGUUGAUCCUGAUGAUAACGACGAAUUUGAUUCAACUCCUAAUUGUGGACGCUCAACACUGGACGAAAACUCUUAUUACUGUAACAAGGAACUCGUUCAACUACUAGUUUUCGAUGCUAAGGUUACAAACGACAGUUAUCAGACUUGGAAGUUUUCUAGUAAAGAAGAGCAAUCAUUGAUUGAACGAUACAACGCUAGCUUGCGUUUCGUAGCUACUAUGAGCGGUCUAACUAGGUGGCAAUUCAUCUUUGGCGAAGUUGAGGUCGAAAAUGAUCGCGAAUUCGGUGAUUAUCACACAAAAGCGAUAGAUGAGACGUGGUAUCGCGCAGCCGUAUUACAGCACAAACUCGAUCCUCAAAGUUUCUUUUAUUCAGUACAACAUUCGGAAGACGAAAAAGAAGAAGGGGGCUUGAAAGUUACGGCCUCGAUGGCCAUAUUUCCCAGGGAUGGUGGCUUAGAAGCACCAGGCUGUGUAGUUGGUUUCCAAUUCUCGCAGCCAACAAUGUACGAACGAUUUUUAGAAAUUACAUCCAAGACAAAUUGCGACAACUGCGUUCGAACCUGUGACGACGAAGAAGUCGACUGCUAUGUUAUAGAUAAUAAUGGUUACAUCAUUCUGGCAGACAACGACACAAGCAUUGGAGCUUUUUUGGGUGAAAUCGAGGGAGAAAUUAUUCGGCACAUGGUUGAAGAAGGUAUUUUUAAAAAGAUUGAGACCUACGAUUUGCAGGCGUUGUGUGUGGAAAUGCGAGUUGUCUCUAACGAUGGUCCUCUUAUGAUAACGCCAUUUAGACUUUUUACCGCCGCAAUGCAAUUGAUUUUAGGAGAGAUUAUGCACUUUUUAGCCAGAUUGCAAUUGUUUAUCGAAGGUGUUCCUUAUGAAGAUUUAAUAAACAAUUUUGAUAAUGAUGAUGAAAUGGAUUAUAAUAGUCUGGGAAAUGGUGCAAUUGACAAAAAGCCAAAGAAAGAUGAACCAUAUGAUGAAGAAGCCUUCUUCAAAACCAAAAAGCCACUUAAAUAUGAGCCAGUAUAUCAUGCUUGCGACAAUGCCUCCACACUUUAUAUAUUGCAGCAAAACAAUCCGAAACUAGGAAAAGGCAACAAUUAUUAUCACAAAACUUCGACUGAGGGAUCAAAGCCAUACUUCAUGAAACGUAUCCCAAGAUCAAACUUGCUUCUUGUCGUUGUCAAUUCUUCGUACCCAGCUGACGAUCCUUAUUACAAAGAAACAACAGAACCAGUUACCAUAAUAUAUGAUACACCAUUUCCGUGCCACAAAUUAAAUCUGAAUGAUUUGCCUAGACGACGUCUUGAAGAGUGUUUUACGGAACAUCCAGACGAAGAAGAAUUCGCACGUUGCGGCAAGGGAACCAAAAUAGAGUCAAUUCAAAUAGUAAAAAUGAUAGGGCUUGUCUUAGCACUCUACUUAGGAGUUACUCAUCAACUCCUUUGAUGUAUUUUACACAAAAAAGACUAAUUUAAUCUCACAAAACGCACUUAUUUUCAUUAGUUUCUCAGUGAUUAUUGUUACAUAGUUUAAAAGUGACACUUUUUGUAAAUCCCACUCGAACUUGUUCCUUAUACAUUUUCAAUGUCGAAUAGACUUAAAUUAAAAUAAAGA